This is a messenger RNA of Anoplophora glabripennis (Asian longhorned beetle), 3757 nucleotides long. RefSeq names its product microcephalin. The record is from RefSeq and is a predicted model, not a curated record. The transcript is spliced from 5 exons. Lineage: Eukaryota; Metazoa; Arthropoda; Insecta; Coleoptera; Cerambycidae. Bases 90 to 3695 code for a protein of 1201 amino acids. Gene Ontology annotation, biological process: mitotic cell cycle.
UUGCUUAAUGCUUAUCACCAUUUCAUAUUUCUUAAGUAAGACAUAUUUUGCAAGUUUCUGCAGGUUUAUUUUUAUUUAUAAUAUUAAAAAUGAGACCUAAAUGUAGUACUGGAUAUCUCACCCCACAAACCAACAAAAGUAAACGUAUUUUAAAAGUGAAACGUACAGAAUCAAAUGAAAACUUGACCAGUGUAAAAGAUUUGAGUGACAGUUUUUUCCAAAAACUUAUGAGUUGCCCUAUAAAACGUCAGUUAGUUUUAACUUUAAUCAAUUCAGAAAAGGAUAACAUAGAAGAAUAUAAACGUAACCGAACCAAAGAUCUAAGAAAAGACGUUGAUGGCAGUCCAUUGCAUAAAGUUAAAAGAAACUACUGUGAAAGCCCUACUGCUUUACUGCGACGUAGAGCUUUAGAACAGAAAAAUCGCCAGAAUGGAAACGAUAACCAAGAUGAUCUAUUGGAUUGUAUAAGUCAAUCUAGCUCUGAACAUUCAAGUGCUUCAAGUUGUCCAUCCACUGUCCCAUUUAAUGAAUUGCUAAAUGGGGUUGUCGCAUACGUAGAAAUUAAAAGUAAAGAUGAAGAUCGAUCCAGUGGUGCAAAAGCACUUAUGAAAGCUAUGGGAGCUACUAUAAGGGACAAGUUUACCAAGGAUGUUACGCAUGUUAUAUUUAAGGAUGGUUCUUUUACAACGUAUCAAAAAGCCAAACUGAUGAAAGUUCAUUUAGUGUCGGUUCUAUGGAUAGAGGCAGUUAGAAGUAACAACAUGAGAGUACCUGAAAAAAAAUUUCCAGCUUUGGGAACGGAAACUUAUGACAGUAAUGUUUCAUCGAUGUGUUCACAACUGCAGAAAGAAUAUGAAAGUCUUAUUAGAGACGAACUCCAUCGUAGUUUAGCCACUGGAACUCCAUUGCCUUCAACGCAGGCCCUUAUUGAUAGACGCCGAACUCUAAUGACACCAGUUCCUUCAUCAUCUAACAAACUUUCUCAAGAGCUUCCUUCGUCUCAGGAUAUAGAAGUGCAAAAAAUUUUACGUUCUCGUAGAAAAACAAUUGCAUGGGGUAACAACUCGGGCACCGAAAAAGUGCCCAGUGAAUUACCUUCUGACGAUGACUCAGAUUUAGGUCCUUUCAUUAAUGGUAUAAGUAUAAGACGAAGACAAAGUUCAUUGUUUCCCAAUUUACCAAACAGUAACAAUGACAUCAAUUUUGAGAAUGAGUUGCAGGAUUCAAAUAUGGAUUUAACAUUUUUAGAAAAAUCAACGCCUCUGAAAGGUAAUGUAAAGUCCAGAAGAAGUAACUUGUCUCGAAAGAUUGAAGGCAUAUCAGAACUGAAGGAUACGGUGCUUUUAAAUGACUCAGUUUGUGACAACGCCAAGGAGAAUUGCGUUCCGAAUAGUUCAAUUGACGAAAGUAUCUAUCACAAAAAGACUCCCGUUAAAAAUAAAAUAAGUAACGACAAAGCGUGUCCUAAGUCGGUAGAGGAUGAAUUUAAUAUUCCAAAGGAUACGGGGUAUAGAAGGAAAACUAGAUCACAUAGUAACAGUGGAUCGAAAUUAAAAGCUGAUACAAAUAGUUCUCGUACAACCAGUGACUCGGUUUUGGAACUACAUCGCAGGUCUACUGAAUUACAGAUCCUUAGUAAAAAUGUCUGUAAUACCAAUAAUAAUGUUGCAGCUUUGAAUAGUUUUUCGAUUAUAACUUCUACUGUUACUGUGGAGAAAACGUCCAGUACAAACAUGUCUUCCCUUCAGAUUUCCCUGAAUAAAGAAAAGUCUGAUUCUGGUAAAGCGAAUGAAGCUGUAGGUGUUUCAACAAGUACCAACUUGUCUACAUUGCAGAUAUCGUCAGAUUCAGGCAAAGAUAAAUCUGCUGACACUGCGAACCAUAAGAACUCAGAAAAUAAUAACAUCUUAGAAUUACAUUUAAAUAAAAAAUCCAUGGAGAAAGAGACAUCGCUGAAUGGAAAGAAUAGUUUCAGUCCAAUAAAUUCAAGUGUUAUAGAGAAAGUGCUGGAUAUGUUGGAUGAAACACCGUCAAAAGAUGAAAACAUUACAAAAAGACGAAAAAGACAAUACACUGAAAGUAGAAGUGGUUAUAAUACUAGAAGAAGAACAAUGCUACCUCCUGAUGUAAAUGGAACGGAAUCAGAUAAUGAUGUAGAAUCUGACAAAGAUGUACCACCAAAGCGAAGCCCUGCAAAAAAAACUAAAAAUAAUAAUUUGCCUAUUAGUUCAAGCAAGUGUAAUAAGAAUGGAGGAACCUUAAGUAGGGCAGAAGAUAUUGAAGAUGAAUCAAAAAAAGCCAUCAAAUUUGACAAUGUCUCUACCGGGAAACAGUUUACACCUCAAGAUAAAAGUAGAAAGAUAAAGUUCAGCGAUAAAAAAACAAAGUCAAGGAAACGGGUUUCCAAAAAAUAUAUUAACUCAGAUUUGUCUAAGCAAGUUGAAAAAAGCUGUUCAUUAUCAGAUAGUUCACAAGAUUCUUCAAAAAGCAAGGGAAGUAACAAAAAAUUGAAUAGAACAAGGAAAUUGUACAAUCCAGAUGAAUCGAUUAAGGAAGUAAUCACAAAUGACGAAUCAGAGAGGGAGUGCAAGAGAAAUGAAAUAAAAAAGCGAAAAUCAGAGGAAGGAGUGGUACUUAAUUGUAAUAUUGUAACCAUUUCUCCCAACACAUUGCUAACUUCUAAAGCCAAAAAAUUCGUUGACCAAAAUAAAAUCAGCGUCCAGGAUAUAUUAAAUACAGAAACAGAGGACAAAGCAAAGGUAUCAAAAAAACGGAAAACUAAAAAGAAUAAGAAACAAAUUUCAAGAAACAGCGAAGCUGAUGAACAAUGUCAGCUAGCCGCAGAAUUUACAAAUAAACAGAACGAGAAGUUGCCUAAAAAAGCAACACCAGGAAGCACCACGAAAAAGAAGGAAAUAAUUAAAAGGCGGAAAUCUGCUAGAUUGUCCCAGAAUCCUAGGAGGAAAUUAAAUUUAAAUGGCAGUACCUCAAGUUCUGAUGAAAAUUGUAUCGUACCGGUCACACCACUUGUGAAUAGAAGAAGUACCAUGGAGUUUCAGACGAAAUCACAAAUGAGUUCGAAUAAAAAACUAAAAAUUGACAAAAGUAAACGUCCAAGUAUUGUUUGUACCAAAUUGCACAAAGAAGAUAUCCAGAUAUUUAACCAGAUUGUAAGAAAACUUGGAGGGUUUGUGAUCGAAGAUGAAGUUAGUAGUAAAACGACACAUUUAGUGGCUGGAGAGCCAAAACGGACGAUAAACAUGUUACGAGCAAUGACUAUGGGAUGCUGGAUACUAAAACAUGAAUGGCUCCUGAGGUCACUUGAAGAAGGGAAAUGGCUUCCAGAAGAAGAUUUUGAGGAAACUGACUUUUCACCUGCAGUUCAACGAUGCCGCCUACAACGUCAAGCCUUUGGACCAUCAUAUACUAUGGACAUCUUCCAAGAUUGUGGACCAAUCUAUAUAGCAAAGGGAAGUAUACCUAGGUGUUCAGACUUAAAAGAACUGGUUCUUUUAUGUAAGGGAAACCUUUGCAGUAUUCCAAGAAAUGCGGCCAUAGUAGUAGGAGAGUAUGUCAAGUACGAAGGUGUAAAAUGUGUUAGGGAAACCUGGGUACUGGAUUCUAUAACUUGUAAUAAAAGGAUAUCUUUAAAAAAAUAUCUAAUUCCCCCAACCAACUGUAGUCCUAUUGUAUAACAAAUGCUUUUUAUUAAGUUUACUUUUAUUUUUAAUUUACUGCUCAUUCUUAUAUAUUUAUU